Pogona vitticeps (central bearded dragon) is the source of this 2731-nucleotide messenger RNA. NCBI's taxonomy places the organism in Eukaryota, Metazoa, Chordata, Lepidosauria, Squamata, Agamidae. The record is from RefSeq and is a predicted model, not a curated record.
AGAGGCAGCCCCGGGUCAGCCAGGAGGACGGCGGAGCGGAGGAGCAGACGCCCGGAGGAAGGGGGGGCUCUGCUUCGGAUGGCCUCCGACACCAGGGCUAUCCAACUCCUUCCAACAGUCUCGGUUUCCAGACCCUCUUCUGCCUUCUUGGUGAAUCUUCCUUGGACAUACAGUAUCUUGACUUCACAAUAUCCUUCUUAAACUGAACCGGACGGGGUGUUGCAGGGAGGCAACACGGGGCCGAAGAAGAAGUUAAGCUGUGCCGUCGCUUCCCUGCGUCUUGACACUCUUCUUCUGGUGAUGCAGCCUACAAUGAAUAACGAUCAUCACCAUCAUCAUCACUGUGUGUUGUCAAGUUGAUUCCGACUGGUGCCAACAUAUCCUCAAUGUGCCUCAUUACAAUUUCUGAAGAGAAAAGGCUCCACAGUUUGGAUCCACCCCCAGAACAUGCCGAAUGGUACCCCUUGGAGGUGGCUGAGCAGAGAGUUGCCCUGCGGGAGGCAGUCCAUGCUCGUGCUGUGGUUUAUUCCCUAACAUGAAAGGCAGUCGCAGGGCAGAAAAGCAGCCAACGCCUGGUAAUGAAAUGGAGCUUCGCCACCUCAGGGCAAACCCAGGGACCGAUUGGACGGGAAGGGUUCCGAGUGCGGCUGAAGGAAUCUGCAAAUGCACGCUGGCCAUCAUCACAGCCAGCCUCCAGCAGCCCCUGAAGUUCUGAUGGCAAUGCAGGGGGGGAAACCACUGUGAAGGUGGGCUCGGGUGGAGCGGCACCUGCCUGCAGCAGGGCAGGGAAGAGGCCGGCCGGCCAGCCUUGCUGAGCCCUCCGUCUUCGGUAGCAGGAUUCCUCCCUCCUCCCCCCCCCCAACUGUGCUCCAAUGGCGUCACGCAUCCUCCACCGCCUACGACAUGCACUGACCGGAGAAAGUGACCGGGAUGGACUGCCUGGCUGCAGCUCAGAAGCGGAGGAGUUUCCAGAAAGUUCUGAGCUGGAAGAUGACACCGAGGGUCUCUCCACGCGGCUCAGUGGGACCCUGAGCUUCACCAGCAAUGACGAGGAGGAGGAAGAGGAGGAAGAAGAAGAAGAAGUGGAAGAGGAUGCUGGCGAGGCCACACAGGAAUGGCCCCUAGACCCCAACAGGCUUGGUGGUGUUGCCGAGAACGGAGAGCACGGCCCUCCCUCGACUGAGCGUCCAGGCAGUAACAUGCUCACCCGGCAGCUGCAGGAGCUCUGGCGGAAAUCCCGGAGCAGCUUCGCGCCCCAGCGCCUCCUCUUCGAAGUCACCAGCGCAAACGUGGUCAGUGAACGCAACUCCAAGUACGUGCUCUACACCAUCUACUUGAUCCGGACGGGUCAGUUUGACAAAGCUCCUGCCACCAUUGCCCGGCGCUAUUCUGACUUUGAGCGGCUGAACCGGCACCUGCGCCGCCAGUUUGGCAGCGACAUGGCAGGCAUCUCCUUCCCUCGGAAGCGGCUGCGUCGCAACUUCGCCGCUGAGACCAUCGCCAAGCGCAGCCGGGCCUUUGAGCAGUUCCUCGCCCACCUGCACUCCUUGCCGGAGAUCCGCCGCUCGGCCACCUACCUGGAGUUCUUCUUCCUGGGGGACCUGCGGGAGGCCCAGCGCGCGACCUGCAGCGGCCUCUACCGUGAGGCCCUGGCCGCCUGGACCAACGCCCACCAGCUGCAGGACAAGCUGGGCGUCUGCCAUUCGGGCCACUUCUUGGUGACGCUGGCCGGGCUGGCAGUCUGCCAGCAGGAGCUGGAGCAGUUUGCCGAGGCCCAUGCCUCUUGCGAGCGAGCGCUGCAGCUUCUGGAGGGCCAGGACCGCCACCCGCUGGUCGCCCCCUUCUUGCAGACGUACAUCCACCUGUCCUGGGUGCUGGGCCGGGACAAGCGGCAGGCGGAGGCCCGGCUGCAAGGCCUGCAGGAUGCCGGUGGAGGGGGGCUGCAGCCCCCCACCCUGAAGGAACUGCUUAUCAAACAACCAUUGCCCUGAGUGGGGCGGGGGGGCGGGAUUUGGGUUUCCGAGUGCGUGUGUAUGCCGGGGAGGCUAGGAGGGUGGCCAGCUGAGCCUCAGAGCCAGGAUAGAGCCGGAAACUGUUGCGUGGAUGAAGAAGGGAUGGACGCCGAGCGCAAAGAGCACACCCCAUCUAUCUGGAGCAGCUGGUGCUCUUUUAUGGAGGUGCGCUCCUCUGUCUAGAUUGAACCCGUGCCCUGGAGAGGAACAGCCGCCAGGAUUUCACUGGGGAGGUUUCCAAAUGAGCACAUGACCCAGAUGCUCCUCAGCAUCUGGCACGGCCUUAUAUGAGGACUUGAAAUGUGACUUGGAAAACGGGGCUACCACCCCGGACACCUAGGACUGACCCUCCCAGAUGGGAUUCCCUGCGAGGCAGGGGCCCAGUGGGUCCCCCUUCCCUUCUCAGAGCAGGACCCCUGAGCCCCCUGCCCCUAUCUCGAACUCCUGCAAAGUGAAAUGGGGGGGGUAGAGGCGCAAAGGGAGAGAGCAGGCACUGCUCCUGGGCCAAAGGCUCACCUAGGAACGCCGAGCGAGGGGGCUGCUCCCUUCUUCAGUUCCAGGGAGAGGAGCUCAACCAUGGGUAAGUGAAAAAACCCUGGGGUAUCUCUCCACCACUACCACCAUCGAGAGAGCACAGCCUCGAAAGGGCCUCAGUCGCUUUAUUCACAGUUGGGACAGCCACAGGCCAGUCCAUAAUCCAAUAAAAGCAAUCCCAUUAA